AUGGAUGACAACGAGGAACCAGUCAAUGAUACUCAUCUUGACAGCAACAAUUCCCCACCAACAAGUUCAACUUACCAGGCAACUGAUCAAUCACCUCCACAACAGAAAGCCUCCAGUGACCCGACCAAGAUGGAGGCACUGAACCCUGGGGUGACACCGGAGUCUGAGCUACGCGCCACGAGCAGAGAGGAGGAAACACGGAAGUCUCGGAUCCCUCUAGAACCUGGCACACGAGCGACACCGACUCCUGCAAGUAGAGACCCCCAAGCAGACCGCGACCUCCGUGAUGCCAGCACAUGGGGAAACGUGGCGGCUGUGAAGCGCAUCCUGGCAGCAGGACGGGCUGACGUCAACAGUAAAGACUUGAAUGGGUGGACACCGGUGCUGUUGGCAGCACGGAAGGGACACAGAGAAGUGGUGGAGCUCCUGGUGAGGAAAGGAGCUGAUGUGUCUGUGUUGACCUUUAACGAUGACAACAUCCUUCACCUCGCAUGUAUGGGUAGUGAUGUGGAGACGGUGAAGUAUGUGCUGUCACUGAACGUUGUGGACAUCAACGCCAGGACCAAGGGGGGACGGACCGCGGUCUCCUGGGCGAGAUACUUUAGUCAUCGGCGAGUGGAGAAUCUGCUUCUGUCCCUCGGCGCUCAGUGA
Messenger RNA from Haliotis rufescens (red abalone), 651 nucleotides. RefSeq names its product ankyrin repeat domain-containing protein 49-like. NCBI's taxonomy places the organism in Eukaryota, Metazoa, Mollusca, Gastropoda, Lepetellida, Haliotidae. The transcript is spliced from 4 exons. Gene Ontology annotation, molecular function: protein binding. The coding region runs from base 1 to 651 and encodes 216 amino acids. Gene Ontology annotation, cellular component: cytoplasm; nucleus. The record is from RefSeq and is a predicted model, not a curated record.